GGUACUCAUUAAGACGCCAUAACCUCCUUCGGCAGGCAUGGAGUCUCAGUUCAACAAGGACACCUACUGGCAGUACGUCGGCGAGGGCUACAACUACGAGAGCAUCAUGCACUACGGCACCUACGCCUUCUCCGUCCAGUGGGGCAUCGCCGAAACCAUCGUCCCCACUGACCCCAACGUGAUCCUCACUGAAGCCUACGAUAAAUUCCAGAUGGCUCAGUCCGACGCCAACCAGAUCAACAACCUGUACAAGAACCAGUGUUAAACAAGGUCUAAAAUUUGUACUUAUUUUAGAUCAUGGAAUUGAAGAGUUUCGGGUGUGUACGAUGAUUGAUAACAUAAUAAAGCGCUGCUUCGCUUA
Messenger RNA from Penaeus indicus, 361 nucleotides. Its product is annotated as astacin-like. Bases 38 to 265 code for a protein of 75 amino acids. Gene Ontology annotation, molecular function: metalloendopeptidase activity. The record is from RefSeq and is a predicted model, not a curated record. The transcript has a single exon. Lineage: Eukaryota; Metazoa; Arthropoda; Malacostraca; Decapoda; Penaeidae. Gene Ontology annotation, biological process: proteolysis.